CCUCUCCCACAGCUUAAAACCCUGCCUUCAUCCUUUCCCCACUCCACCAUGAAAUCCCUCUAACUUCUCCGUCCCCAAGUUCCAGAAACGAGCAAUUUUCAGCAUAACUCUCAGAUAAUCCAUUGAUUCUCAGAGAAACUAUUACAAACUGAGAACCAAUGGAGAAAAUCGACGAAGCGCAGGAGCUCAACGGAGGUCUGAAAGGUUACUGGAAUCCGAGAGCCUAUCAGAAGCUCGAUCGCAGCGGUCGGCGAUCGAAUAAGAGAAAAUUGAAGCUGGGAGGCGGGUGGAGGGUUAAGGUAUCUCCGAAGCUGAAGGUCUUACAAGACUUUCGUCCGAAGAGAAUUUUCGCCCAAAUCCGGCAAGGUUACGUGCGCGCGAUGCUGGGUUUCGCCGGCAAGCUCUGGUACGGCAAUGGCCAGAAUGAGUACGUGAGACUGAUUGGGGGUCCGUCGAGGAAGGAAUACGAGGAGCGGUUGAUUCUCCAGUUACAGAGACAGAUCUUGGAGCGGAACCGCCGUUACGCUGCAGCCGGGAUCACCGGUGUCACGCGCUCCGGCGAGAACGGGUUGUAGGUGUGGUGGUCUGCGUAUAGGAAGCAAUUAUUGAGUGUGGACACCACAUGUUGAUUGGUGGCAUUUUAUUGGUAUUGCAUUGCAAUAUCAAUAUCAAUAUCAUUAUAAUACUAUCAAAAUAAAACGAAUUUGAAUCUGUAUCUGCACGUAAUAUUUUUUUUCGUUUGUGGUGGUCUGCAUCUAGAGAACAAUUAUUGAGUGUGGACACCUCAUGUCAAUUAGUUACAUUUUAUUGGUAUUGCAUUGCAAUAUCAAUAUCAUCACAAUACUAUCAAAAUAUCAUGAAUCUGAAU
Molecule: messenger RNA, 868 nt
Organism: Phalaenopsis equestris
Lineage: Eukaryota; Viridiplantae; Streptophyta; Magnoliopsida; Asparagales; Orchidaceae
Exons: 2
Coding region: 159-575 (138 amino acids)
Source: RefSeq, a predicted model, not a curated record